Messenger RNA from Morone saxatilis (striped sea-bass), 762 nucleotides. It is a transcript of the gene hmga1a, whose product is annotated as high mobility group AT-hook 1a. Gene Ontology annotation, cellular component: chromatin; nucleus. Gene Ontology annotation, biological process: regulation of DNA-templated transcription. NCBI's taxonomy places the organism in Eukaryota, Metazoa, Chordata, Actinopteri, Moronidae. The record is from RefSeq and is a predicted model, not a curated record. Gene Ontology annotation, molecular function: DNA binding; transcription coregulator activity.
UUGGCCCGGGCUGCCGCUGCUGCCGCCGCCGCUGCUGCUGCUGCUAACGAACCCAACCACCUCGCUCACAUUGCAAUUUCUUUUCCUUUUUUUUUUUUUAAAGAAAUACGAGUAUCCAUGCAGGCUACGUUUAGCCUGCAAAUCCCACCGAGCACACACCAGCCAUUGUAUGUGUAUGUGUGUCUCUGUGUGUGUGUGUAGUGAGCCCUCCACGGCCCCGGCGUGCAGACAUGCUGUGAGAUAGUUCCAUGCAAGCAAGGCCCGAUUAUUUGGCCACAACAACUACAGCAAAGCCUCUGACGUUAAACACUGUGGGCCGUGGCCGCGGGCUUUGAUAACGCGGGGGCUUUCUUAGCAGGAUUUUGUGCGGCCCACGACCGCCUACGGAGUCCCAGCAGUAUCAUACGAGCCGGUUUUGAUGUCAAUCCCUUGUUUGCGAGGCACCGUCGGCUGUGUAAUGGAGUAACGAGACAGAAAUAGAGCUGGAAAUAAAUGCGGAUUAAUUGAGUUAACCGCGUUACCGGUGCGCGGUUAGCCCGGUCAUUUGUGGUGUGUUGUUGCGGUUUGAAAAGCUAAGCAAACAUGAGCGACAAGGGGACAGUCUCACCGAAGGAGAAGGAGGCAACAGAGAAGAGGGGGCGUGGAAGACCCCGUAAGCAGCCCCAGGUAAAAACCUCUGACGAACCAAGUGGGUCCCCUACUCCAAAGAGGCCCAGAGGACGGCCGAAGGGCAGCAAAAACAAGACAGCCGGCAAGGGCAAA